This is a messenger RNA of Sycon ciliatum, 1926 nucleotides long. RefSeq names its product transmembrane protein 116-like. The transcript has 13 exons. NCBI's taxonomy places the organism in Eukaryota, Metazoa, Porifera, Calcarea, Leucosolenida, Sycettidae. The record is from RefSeq and is a predicted model, not a curated record. Bases 462 to 1529 code for a protein of 355 amino acids. Gene Ontology annotation, molecular function: dopamine binding; G protein-coupled receptor activity; L-DOPA binding. Gene Ontology annotation, biological process: adenylate cyclase-activating G protein-coupled receptor signaling pathway. Gene Ontology annotation, cellular component: plasma membrane.
GAGAUGUCACAGGCUUCACGUCUCUAGCCCAGUCUGGGCGUAGACCAUGGUAAACAUCAGUUUCGUUCCUGCCACUCGCUUGGACGCAACCGUCUCCGAGUCUCUACGACCAUUCUUCGUGUCUCCGCUUUGAGCUUGCCAGUGUGCAGGCCGAGUGGGUAAGCUCCAGUGACAGUGUUGUAGAGUCUACAUUGGCAGCAACCAGUGCAUUGAAACGACAAGUCGACAGCUGACGGCACAGCUAGGCGCGCUACGUCACUAACCUUACAAGUCAACGAAGUCCAGGUUUCCUUUCUUUGUAUGAAAGAAGGACACAUUCUGCAUUUGUUCUGCAAUGAGUUUCUCAACUUGGUAGCUCUCUCUUCAGCCUGUCCCAUAUGACCAUCGCCGCCAUUACGCAUUAGUCUCGGCGGUGAUAUGAACACGCCUCUCAACUCUAGUUGCAACCACAGGCAUCAGCAAUGGGCAACGGAACGCUAGACCAGUCCUCCGUGCUGCAACUAACGGACUGCUCCGGAACGCUAGUCAACGUCAGUCGGUUGAAUGUGCUGGCGUACUCGAGGUUGACAGCUUCUUCAUUGAGUUUUAUUGGUUCUGUGUCGAUUAUCAUCUACAUUCUCAAGAAACACAAGCUAUCAUCUUCAGAGAUUCACCCAUUGUUCUUCCUAGGAAUUGCUGACUUCCUCCUGUCCAGUGUUUGGGUGGUAGGGAAUGCCUUGUUCAUCCAUCACAAAGACGAGCCCUGCAAUAUUGUCGCUAUUAUUGUUUGGUGCCUGGAGCUUCUGACACAUCUGCUAACUGUAAUGUAUGCCUUGGUGACGUGGAUGAAGGUGUACGAGAUGAGCAUGACAAGCAGUAGCAGCCGGGAAAGGAAAGCAGCGUUCAAUCAGAGGAGGUUCAUUAUACAGAAGAUAGCCUAUGUGUUGUGCUGGAUACUGCCCAUCGCACUGACCAUCCCAAGGCUAACGAGUGGCAUCCCAAAGAGCGAUUGCCUAAGAUGUGUGACACUGUGGGCAGAAGAUCUUCCUGAAAAUGGUGAUGAAGACAAGUGGUCGGGUAUCACAAUGGCUCAGUAUGGAUCAACUGUAUUCAUCGUUGUCCUCACAGUGUCCUUCACUGCAAUUUUGGUUCUCUAUGGACAUGUCCGUGUGAUGAUCAAGAGAGUUAUCAGAGGUCGGGGUGUGUUCAGCUCCAACGAACGAGCUCAGGAGAAGCAGAUUCAAAAGCGGGCGCUGCUAUAUAUUUGUGUCUUCUUCAUAUGCUGGUUGCUAACUCUUAUCGUGACUAUGUGGACAAGAGUGAAGGGCAGACGACUGGAUGUUAAGAACAACGCUCAGUUUGGUGUUCUCAUGGGCCAGGCAUGGACAAUGCCAAUGCAAGGUUUUCUGAACUGCCUGGUGUACGGCUGGUCGAGAAGCAAUUUCCGCAAUCCGAAGAACUACAAUGCGUUGCCGUUCCGUGAGCAAAUCAAUAACUACGGUUCAGUGCCUGGACCUGGCUCUGGCAGCAGCCUCAGCUCUUCGCUUUAGAUCUCUUGCUUGAAGCUUUACUGCAUGUUUUGAGCACCAUUAUGCUAUUGCUGCGACUUUGAGAGUUGAUAAUAAUUUGUGUACUUGUCAGAAUUGGAACUCCCAACCCCGAAAGCUUAGUUAGCAUCACUGGUUAACUCUUGUGACGGAUAACAGCACAGCAGAGCGCUGGCCGUCACACCUUCAUGAUCAAUUUUAUGAUAGCAGGUUGAUGUCCAAAUUAGUCCAAAUUAGUCUACUUAUUCCAAGAUUUGGUUUGAAUUUCCCGAUCACUCCUGUAAAUUCUGUAAUUCUCCAAAUUCAUCUAAUAUUUAUUUGCUGUCACGAGGACACCAAUCACAGAUUUUUUUAAACUACAUUGUAAUAAUUAGGAACAUUUUUUUGUGAUUGCGUCGCA